Molecule: messenger RNA, 1707 nt
Organism: Penicillium concentricum
Lineage: Eukaryota; Fungi; Ascomycota; Eurotiomycetes; Eurotiales; Aspergillaceae
Product: cytochrome P450
Exons: 5
Coding region: 1-1707 (568 amino acids)
Molecular function (GO): heme binding; iron ion binding; oxidoreductase activity, acting on paired donors, with incorporation or reduction of molecular oxygen
Source: RefSeq, a predicted model, not a curated record
AUGAUAGCUCCAGGGGCAGUUGCAUUCAUUGCAGGCCUACUGGCCCACCAACUUGUCUUUAUUCACGGAGAAUGGCAUCUCAAGGGCCCCAGGGUGGUUAUUCUUCAUCUUCUUUCUGGUAGUCUAUUAUAUGCCAACCAUUUGUUUGGUAAUGGACGCUCCCAGGCUAGCUUGGUUGAGACGAUGUACUUGGCAGCAUGCUAUCUGUCGUCACUAUUCACAAGCAUCGCAGUAUAUCGAGUCAUAUUCCAUCGGUUGAAACACUUUCCCGGCCCAAAAUUAGCUGCAGUGAGCAAAUUAUGGCAUGUGUGGAAGUGCCGCGACUCUCGCGGGCAUCUUGUUUUGCAGGACUGGCACGAAAAAUAUGGGGAGUUUGUGCGAACUGGUCCCGCCGAAAUUACCAUUUUUCACCCCGAGGCCUACGAGGCCAUGGAUGGUCAUGCCAAUCACAACACGCGCUCGGACUGGUACGACCUUCUCUAUCCUCGGAUAUCCUCAAUAUUUACUCGCGACCGACAGCUGCAUCAUGAACGGCGGAAGAUGUGGGAGCAAGCGCUGAGCAAAAAAGCAUUGUUCCAGUAUCACCGGCGCGUGGUGAAUAAGGUACGAACGCUGGAAAGGCUAGUUGCGUUGGAAGAUUCACACCCUGUUCUCAUAAAUGACCUGAUGUAUUUCUUCGCGUUUGACUCGAUGGGUGAUUUUGCUUUCAGCGAAGAUUUCGGCAUGAUGAAGAACAAAAGAUGGCAUUCGUCGAUAGCCAUGCUGCGCUCGGCACUGACCUUGCUGGGUCCCUUCAGUCCUGCGAUAUGGAUCCCGAGACUGGGGUUUGCAUUUAUUCCCACCUUGUGGAAGGUCCAACACUGGUUUCAUAUGCUUGAAUUUUGCGAUCAAUGCAUGGCUCGACGGAUGAAGAAAACACCCGCAGAUCGCGACAUUGCAUCUUGGUUCAUUGAAGACCACGUCAAACACGGAUCAGAUCCUUCGCGGGCGAGGUGGUUGAGCGGUGAUACUGCGACAUUAGUUGUAGCCGGAAGGUCAGUAAGGCUGGAUAUCAUGAGACAGCGGACUGAUAAUUGCAGUGAUACCACUGCGCCGAGUCUAACCCUUCUUUUCUAUUUUCUCGCUCGCUAUCCCAUCCAUGCUGAGAAGAUUUAUGAAGAGAUUCGCGAUGUUGACAGAGAGAACCCAGCUGUCUUGGCCACGUUGUCACAUUUGACUGGGACUAUAAACGAAGCUAUGCGAUUGCUCCCAGCAGUACUAACCUUCAGCUCUCGAGUAACUCCACCAGACGGACUGACGAUAGAUGGCACGUUUAUCCCAGGGAAUACCAAAAUAUGUGCACCACGUUAUACAAUCGGUCGACGUGAGAAGCUCCUUAUCCUGUGUUUGGUGAGAAAUACUAAAUUGCUUCAAGUUGAGACAGCAUAUGUCCACCCCCAUGAGUUCAUUCCCGCACGGUGGUACAGCCAACCGGAGCUGAUCAAGGAUAAAAGGGCAUUUGCUCCUUUUGGUGUCGGGCGUACGAGCUGUGUUGGGCGUCAUUUAGCCCUUGUACAAAUCCGUCUCGUAACUGCUGCCUUGGUGUUCCAUUAUCGGAUCAAAUUUGCACCUGGCGAAAACUAUGGCGAGGCUGUUGAACGGGAUAUGAAAGACCAGUUGACUGCUCAGCCUGGCGCUUGUCGGCUUGUGUUUGAAAGUCGCGUAUAG